Molecule: messenger RNA, 2531 nt
Organism: Astyanax mexicanus (Mexican tetra)
Lineage: Eukaryota; Metazoa; Chordata; Actinopteri; Characiformes; Acestrorhamphidae
Gene: dcps
Product: decapping enzyme, scavenger
Exons: 6
Coding region: 33-998 (321 amino acids)
Biological process (GO): deadenylation-dependent decapping of nuclear-transcribed mRNA
Cellular component (GO): P-body; nucleus
Molecular function (GO): hydrolase activity; RNA 7-methylguanosine cap binding
Source: RefSeq, a predicted model, not a curated record
GUUGUGAUUGGCUGCUUGGGGCGCUGAGAGUGAUGGCGGCAAUGCAGGAGAGUGAGGCGAAGCGGCUGAGGCGAGACUCCGGUACCGGUAACGGGGCUGCAGCUGGGGAGGGAGAGGACCCGGCUCUACACAGCCCCGUGUCCGGCUUCACCACGGAGCGGGUCCUGCGCGACUCGGCGCGGGAGAAAACCCUCUUUGUCCACGGGAAGAUAGAUGACCAGGAGGCCAUUGUCAUACUGGAGAAGACUCCAAUCAGACAAGACACUGUGGACGAAAUGUUGAAGACCAGCACUCUAAAACUAGAGAUGAAAAAUGACAUCUACAGCACCUACCAGCUUCAAGCACCUGCUCAUCUGAACGAAAUCAAGACCACUGUAAUCUGCCCAGCAACUGAGAAGCAUGUAAAGAAAUACCUUCGUCAGGAGACUUUCCUGAUUGAAGAGUCGGGAGAUGAUUACACUGCCAUUACUCUUCCCUACAUAAGCAGCCAAAGCUUCAGUGUCCAGUGGGUGUACAACAUCUUGGAAAAGAAAGCUGAGGCUGACCGGAUCAUUUUUGAAGACCCUGACCCUAAUAUUGGUUUUGUCCUGCUGCCAGAUUUCAAAUGGGACCAGAAGCAGCUUCAUGACUUGUAUUUGAUAGCUAUUGUACACCGAAAGGACAGAAAGAGUUUGAGGGAUCUCACAUCAGAUGACCUCCCACUACUAAAAAACAUCCAGGAAAAGGGACAGGAGGCCAUUAAGAAGCAGUAUGGAGUCCCUCCGAGUAAACUGCGAGUGUAUCUGCACUACCAGCCUUCCUACUACCACCUCCACGUCCACUUCACCUCUCUGGAGUACGAUGCUCCUGGCUCUGGAGUGGAGAGAGCCCACCUGCUGUCCGACGUCAUCCAGAACCUGCAGGCCGACUCCCAGUACUACUCCAGUCGAACCAUCACAUUCCCACUGUGUGCAGAUAACGCACUGCUGCUCAGGUUUAAAGAGGCUGGCAAGCUCUAGGAUAUGCCUGUUGGACUGUCUUGCCUUUUUUAUUACAUUUUUCUAUUUGUUUUUAUUACAUUUCCAACAGUUUAUACAGUCACAAAUAUUAAGCUACUCUCCCAUAUUUAGAUUAAUGGUUUGUACGUCCAUAUUGUCUGACCAUAUACAGUACAGGCCCAAAGUUUGGACACACCUUGCAUUUUCUUUAUUUUCAUUACUAUUUACAUUGUAGAUUCUCACAGAAGGCAUCAAAACUAUGAAUGAUCACAUGUGGAGUUUUAUGUACUUAACGAAAAAUGGCCUGACCUCCACAGUCACCGGACCUGAACCCAAUCCAGAUUGUUUGGGGUGAGCUGGAGCACAGAGUGAAGAAGGCUCCUUCAAGACUUUCCUUCAAUGAUGCCAAGAGUGUGCAAAGCAGUAAUCAGAGCAAAGGGUGGCUAUUUAGAAGAAACUAGAAUAUAAAACAUUUUUUGUUAAGUGAGAAUCUACAAUGUAAAUUGUAAAUUUUUGGCCUGUACUGUAUGUCUUAGUUGUGUGAAUGCACUGAAACAUAAUAUUGCAAUGCAGAUACAUGGACCCCACAUGGAUCCAGCCCUUCAAUUACAGGCUCAAAAACCUUAAAGUCUGUACUAGAGACUGAACCCAUGUUCGUGUGUUUGUUACAUUGUAUACUGUACAUUUGGCCCAGUUAGAUUUGGUUUCCCGCCCUUUUUUUUUUUAUGUGAGCACAUAUUAAAGAUUUUUGCUACAUACGCUCAUCGAAAUCUCCUAUGUUGGCUGGUCCUCCCUAAAGUUCACAUUGUUUGCUUGAUUUUGUAGAAUGUUUUCAGUUAAGAGAGCUGCCUUUCCAGGAUUUUAAUUUUCUGGCUCCUUACCAGAAUCAUGCUCCCUUCAAUUUCAGUCUGAAUUUGGUGCAACACCCUUUCUUUGUCUUCUUCUAUUGUUUAAUAGGUGGCAGCCUGAUAGCCUGCCUCAACCUUCAGUUAUUGGUCUAACAGUUUGAAUUAUCUAGGAAAAGUACUUCUACUCUGCAGACAAACCAAACCAUAGUUCAGUUCAUUUUUUAAUCUGCACUGAGAGCACCUCUUCAGAUUUUGGUCUUUCGGCACCUUUCACAUUAGCUAUUUUUGUUUGGACCCAACUGAAUAAUCCAAAGGUCUGGAACAAACAAGGUAGGUUUAAAAGAACCGUGAAACAUCAGUGAAGUCUUGUGGGGUGUUUCCAGUCAGUACCAGCAAAACAUUAAUGAGUUUCAUGGAGUCCUUACAUCACAAUUUACAAGAAGACUGCAGAUAUCUUGUGGAGUCUGUUAUUUAAAAGAUCAGAGCAGUUUUGGUGACAUAAAUGGGACCUACACAAAAUUAGGCAGGUGCUUUUUAAUGUUAUACAUAAUGAUACAUCAUGGUGUAAACAUGGAUAGCAUGUGUUUUGCAGUUUUUACUUGAACUAUUUGUAAUAUUUUAUUAAACUGAUCUUGUUUAUUGCGUUUUGCGUUGUUUAUGAAACAGUUUUGUUCUGUAUCUUGUUAAUAAAAUAUUGAUUCAUUAA